Molecule: messenger RNA, 1266 nt
Organism: Zootoca vivipara (common lizard)
Lineage: Eukaryota; Metazoa; Chordata; Lepidosauria; Squamata; Lacertidae
Source: RefSeq, a predicted model, not a curated record
AUGGACCAGCUGAUUAAUCUCCUCUACCUCAACUUCUCAGAGCAGCUGAGCCUGCUACAGGAAAACGACAUGUCCUGCAGCGACUCUGUGGGGAACGGCACUUUCCUGAUCGUAGCUUACAGCGCAGUGAUUGCAGUGGGGUUGAUUGGCAACCUCUGCUUGGUGUGUGUCAUCAUCCAGCAGAAGGAGAUGAGAAACGUCACCAACAUCUUCAUUGCCAACCUCUCCUGCUCUGACAUCCUCAUGUCACUUGUUUGCAUGCCUGUCACGGUCAUUUACACCUUGAUGGACCGCUGGAUCUUAGGAGAAGUGCUCUGCAAGGCCAGCCCCUUUGCCCAGUGCAUCUCCGUCACGGUCUCCAUCCUCUCCCUUGUAUGGAUUGCCCUGGAAAGGCAUCAGCUUAUCAUCAAUCCGACUGGGCGGAAGCCAGGAGCCAACCAUGCAUACCUGGCUGUGGCCAUUACCUGGGUGGUGGCCUGCUUCAUUUCCCUGCCCUUCCUCUCCUUCACCAUCCUGACCAAUGAGCCCUUUCAAAACUUAAGCCUUCCUUUUGACCCGUUUGCCAACCACAUGGCCUGCAUUGAGCAUUGGCCAUCGGACCAGCAUCGCCUAGCUUACACCACCUUCCUCUUGCUUUUCCAGUACUGCCUGCCCCUGCUCCUCAUCAUGGCCUGCUAUUUCCGCAUCUUCCUGCGCCUUCAGCGUCGCAAGGACAUGGUGGAGCGGUCCAAGGAUGGCUCCCGGGCCACUAGCCACAGGAAGGUCAACAUUAUGUUGGCUUGCAUCGUCGUUGCUUUUGCUGCCUGUUGGUUGCCGCUCACUGUCUUCAAUGCCCUCUAUGACUGGGACCAUGAGAAGAUCUCAGUGUGCUACCACAACUUCAUCUUCUCCCUCUGCCACCUUGUGGCCAUGGCUUCCACUUGCAUCAACCCCAUCAUGUAUGGUUUCCUCAACAGCAAUUUCCAAAAGGAAGUCAAGGCAUUGCUGUAUCGCUGCAGCUGCAGCAGUGAGAAGGACAAGUAUGAAAGCUUCCCCCUUUCCACAGUCAGCACUGAGAUCUCCAAGGCCUCGCUCCAUAGUGGGGUUGGCACCAGUAUCCAUGCGUGACUGCCAAGAUUCCAUGCAGUGCCUUCCAACAGCAACCAGUCCCUUUCUCAGCUGAGCCAAGCUGGAAGUAUCUCCACUGCCUGCAUCUUUCCAAUUCUCUGGUUACUCCACCCCCAACCCAUCUCAUACCAAACUUGUAUCAGGGAUCAUCUGCAAUUG